This is a messenger RNA of Drosophila ananassae, 1100 nucleotides long. RefSeq lists its product as uncharacterized. The record is from RefSeq and is a predicted model, not a curated record. The transcript is spliced from 2 exons. Bases 200 to 1006 code for a protein of 268 amino acids. Lineage: Eukaryota; Metazoa; Arthropoda; Insecta; Diptera; Drosophilidae.
GUCUCGAACCAUUAUAACAGCUGUUCUCCAUUAACAGUGCUGAAAAUUGUAAUCGAAAACAUAAAAAUAAAAUGUGAAAUAUCGUUGAUAGAAAUACUAUUUUUUAAAUAAAACAUCUUUUAUUGUUAGACGCUUUUGUUUUUAUUUACUUUAUUGAAGUAACCGCUUUUGUUGAGAUUUUAAAUAUCUUGUUCUUAAUAUGGCGCGUUCGGAGCAGGAGAAAUCUGAAAAGCGGAAGGGCAAGAAGCGCAAGCACGAGCAGCCACAUGCUUCCUCCACCGGGAGCGACGACGAGGUGGCCACAAAAAGUCUUAUCCUGGAGCCACAGGUGGCCCCAAGAGAUAAACCCACCAAAAGGCGCCAGGAUGCGUCUGAGACUCCGGUCUUGAAGAAGCGAAGUAAAAAAUCGGCGCUCCAGGAGGACACCACUGGAGACCGGGAUGCGGUUGCGACCAAGGCUUUGAAAAGGAAACAUACGACAGGAGCUACAGAGACUGUCCCGGAGAAACGGGGCAAACAGGAGCCUGAAUCAGAGGGCGAGGACGGAGACAAUCUGCCCACGGCGGCUCAGCUUCGAGAAGCUGCUCGGCCAGAGAACACAAACGCUAUAGUUACUGUGCGGCAGAAGAAGAAGCAGAAGCACCAGCAGCGCCUGGAAGCCCAAAGAGCUCAGAAUUCCAAUAAGGAGUCUGAACUGAACAAGGAGUAUCUUCUAAAGUGGAAACAGUCCAGGGAGGAGUGGAAGUUCAUCAAACUGCGGCAGAUUUCCAUUCAGCAGACGGCCUUCGACGAGGAGAAACUAGACGCCGAUCUGUGGCCCACGGCCCUGGAGUACUUGGCCAGUUCCCAGGGAGCGGCGCGGGCGAAAAUCAGCAAGCUUGCUGAAGAGGAGAUCGAGAAGCUAGAUAAGCAGUGCGAAAAGCUUGCGGAUGAGUCCGAGAGGCAGAAACUAAUCGAGUCCGUGCUCUACCAACGAGCCCGCGAUCUCCUCCAGAGUUUCGAUUAGUCGAUAAUGAUAAGUCUAUGAUAAGAAAUACUUGUACUAGAAUUAAAACUAAAGCGCCUUGUUUACAAUCAUCAAAAAGCCAAACAAAAUAAAA